AAUUAAUUGUAAGAUGAAUCGUAACAAGAAUCAGGCGACCAAGGUCCAAUCCUAUGAAGGGGCGUUGAAACAUAAUGAUUUCUAUUAAAGAGAACUGAAAAACGUAAAAAUGGCAAUGAAUCAGACAAUUUGAUUUCGCGUUUAGUAUUUCGGAACAUUUGAUAAUUUUAUUGACCAACUCAUAAUGGCCAAGAAGUGGUAAAAAAGAUUGAUCGAAAGCGCGGUUACCAAGGGAGAAGACCAAAGAGAAUGUCGAAUUGCUACAUUGAUGGUUGGAAUUUUAUAUUUUGUUGUUCGAGAAGGACACCAAAUCGUAACCAAGCUCCUACUCACGAAGAGCAUACAGAUGAUGUAAUUCUAGACAAACAAUUAAUAGGUGACGAAGUAGUCAUUGUGAAAUCUGAUUUACGAAUAUGCGGCUCUGGUGCUGCUCUUGCUACAGCUCCUAUAGUUCAAAAUAAAGCUUAUUUUGAGAUCAAAGUACAAUGUGGAGGUGUUUGGGGUGUUGGUUUGGCAUCACGAAAGUGUGAUUUGAAUCGUUUACCAUUGGGAAACAAUGAAGACAGCUGGGUUUUAAGGUCUGAUGGCAGUAUUUGUCAUGCUGGAGAAGUUGUUCAUAAAUUAAAUGUUAUGCCUGAUGAAGGAGACAUCAUUGCUUGUACCUAUGACCAUGCUGAACUAUAUUUCUACAUAAAUGGGUGUAAAGUUGAAUUUCCUCUAACAGGAAUAAAAGGAACUGUGUAUCCAGCGGUUUAUGUGGAUGAUGGUGCUAUCCUAGAUGUUAUAUUUAAAAACUUUUGUUAUCCACUACCUUCUGGUUAUAGUCGAAUACUAUACGAGAAAUCACUUCUUUGAUGGCAAGAAUAGAAUUUAUUCACUAUUAAUGACGUUUUGUAAAGGUUGGAAAGGUAAUCCUCCGCAAAUCAAUUGCACUGCGAGAAAGUAUAGUCAUUAUUAUCAGAGAGAUAAAAUGUUCAUUGGUUAGAGAACUUUUAGCAUAACAAUUAUAUGAAACAAUUAGGAUUAAAGAAUAUUUUGAUAUGACCAAUUUUUAUGUGGUAUAAGGUUUUUAGCAUUAUCUUUGAGUGGUUACACGGUUAUAAUGGGCAAAAAUCAAAAUGUUUAUACUACCUUAUGCUCUGUUGAUGUUUUCAAUUGUCAAAGUUGGGUUAAAUCAUAAAGAUUACCUAGAACAGUGAUGUACCACGAGCAAGUUAAAUAGUUGGGAAAAUAAUGAUCUUUGGAAACAGCAAAGGAAGUACUAUGACCGUCUUGGGUUAAGCUCAUUGUUUUUUUAAUACUUUCAAUAGAUGGUUGCAGGAUGAAGUCCUUCGUAUUAGUUUAAAUUUUAAUAUUUCAUAAUACUUUGUGAAACACAAAAUUAUUUACUGGUGACUGUCUACAAACAUUGAAAAUGAAUAAAAUUUAAUAUACACAAAAUAAAGUAGUAGCUAAUACGAAAUGAAUUGCAA
Molecule: messenger RNA, 1472 nt
Organism: Xenia sp. Carnegie-2017
Lineage: Eukaryota; Metazoa; Cnidaria; Anthozoa; Malacalcyonacea; Xeniidae
Product: SPRY domain-containing protein 7-like
Exons: 5
Coding region: 250-855 (201 amino acids)
Molecular function (GO): protein binding
Source: RefSeq, a predicted model, not a curated record